Messenger RNA from Neoarius graeffei (lesser salmon catfish), 2704 nucleotides. RefSeq names its product pleckstrin homology domain containing A2 (gene plekha2). Gene Ontology annotation, cellular component: cytoplasm; membrane. The record is from RefSeq and is a predicted model, not a curated record. Lineage: Eukaryota; Metazoa; Chordata; Actinopteri; Siluriformes; Ariidae. Bases 194 to 1354 code for a protein of 386 amino acids. The transcript is spliced from 12 exons. Gene Ontology annotation, molecular function: PDZ domain binding.
AUGCGCGGUUUUGCUUUUUAACUCAACCCGGAAAAAGCCAUGUCACUGCUAUCAUGUGCUAACGCUAACGCUCUGGCUCCAAAACUCGGCUUUAAUUCUCAGUACCAUGAGAUUCAGCAGCACUCACGGCUGUUAACCGUGUAGCACAAGGAUCCAGGACUAAAAAAACCCCUGUGUGCAUUCGUUCUGGGACAUGCCUUACUUGGACAGACACAAUCGCAUCUGUGGAUUUUUGGACAUUGAGGAAAAUGAGAACAGCAGCAGGUUUUACCGGCGCUACUUCAUCCUGGACUCGCCGCGUAACUCUCUCCUCUGGUACAUGGACAAUCCACAGAAUCUGCCAGAGGGAACAGAAGCUGUUGGAAGCUUGAAGCUGAGUUACAUUUCAAAGGUUAACGAAGUCUCUGUCAAACAGAAGCCCAAGACGGAGUUUUGCUUUGUGAUAAAUGCUUUGUCUCGACGGUACUUCCUGCAAGCCAACGAUGCCGUGGACUUAAAGGAGUGGGUCUUCGCCCUGAAUAAGGCCACUAAAAUUACAGUUCCCAAAAGCCCAUCACCAAUUACUCAGAGUACAGAAGCUGCCCCUGCGACGAGCCAAACUCAGUCAGCAACUCGGCAGGCCUACAAAACCGAGAUUGUAGGAGGCGUGGUGGUCCACACACCAGUCCAGCAGAACGAAACGGAUGACGUGUUCACUAAUGAAGUGGCUCCACAUGUGACUCUGAGGAGAAGCCAGAGUUUACGGCCAAACAUUCUGAGAUCAGGAUACUGUGUCAAACAAGGCAACGUGAGAAAAAGCUGGAAAAGGAGGUUUUUCAUUUUAGAUGACCAGACUGUGAGUUACUAUAAAAAUGAAACGGAUAAAGAACCAUUACGCAGUAUUCGACUGAGGGACAUACAGAAGGUUCACGAGUGCCUGGUAAAAUCAGGGGACCUGCUGUCACGUGACAACCUUUUUGAGAUCAUCACAAGUGCAAGAACCUUCUACAUUCAGACAGACACACCUGAAGAAAUGAACGGCUGGAUAAAAGACAUUGCGUCAAAAAUUCAAGAUUUUAGAGGACCAUCAAAGAGUCAUCGUUUUGGCUCCGGCCAGAUGAAACCACCCCUGAUAAAAUCCUGCUCCACAGCACAGUCCUGGCAGCCAUGGACCCCGGUCCCAAAGAAGACGACUCAUUCGGUUGACGAAGAGUUAAGAGAGAGCACUUUCUCCUCACUGCCCUCUCUCUCAGACACACGGGAGAGCAUGGAGUCCAGAAUACGCCAGAGACACCACUCUCAGCCUCAACAAUCUGCCACAAACCCACACUUUCCCAUGGACAAGGACAUGCACAUACGCACCUCUGAUGUCUAAAUCUGUUUCUGCUAUUGCUGCUCACAAGCACACUUUGUGUUAUUCCAUUAUCUUUCUUUUUUUAUUUGUUUGCAUUCAAAUUUCACACAACAUGCAAUGCUUUUAGACGUAAUAAGUGUGAUGGAAAGCAGUGAAUAAGCCAACGUGGCUUUGAGAUUCUCAUCACUGAGAGUGUACAGGUGAAUAUAUUUUAUGAAAAGGUGCUGAAAGAAGGAGCCUUUUUUUGGGGGGGGUGUCAGGCUGUAUAGUCCUUUUUGUGAAUAUGGUGAGUUUUUACAUUUGAGUGACCACAAACUUGUCUUUUAUUCCACAAGUUAUUGUGUAUGGCAUACACUUGAAAGUAUUAUGGAUAGUCAAAAUGUUGAUGGAUUUGUUUUUGAUUGUAUUGUCCUUUUUAAGUGUGCAUAAAAUGCUGCUGCGCUAAAGAAUUUAAAUAAAAUAUAAACUGGGACAACUGUUCACUUGCAUUUCAGGCGCACAUGCAGAUUUCGUCUUGUUCUCAUCUCAUCUCAUUAUCUCUAGCCGCUUUAUCCUGUUCUACAGGGUCGCAGGCAAGCUGGAGCCUAUCCCAGCUGACUACAGGCGAAAGGCGGGGUACACCCUGGACAAGUCGCCAGGUCAUCGCAGGGCUGACACAUAGACACAGACAACCAUUCACACUCACAUUCACACCUACGGUCAAUUUAGAGUCACCAGUUAACCUAACCUGCAUGUCUUUGGACUGUGGGGGAAACCGGAGCACCCGGAGGAAACCCACGGGGAGAACAUGCAAACUCCGCACAGAAAGGCCUUUGUCGGCCACGGGGCUCGAACCCGGACCUUCUUGCUGUGAGGCUACAGUGCUAACCACUACACCACCGUGUUGCCCCUAUUGUGCUAUGCAAGGUCUGAAAUAACAGGCAAGUUCGAAGUAUAGUGCUCUAAUCCAUUGUUUUUCUUGCUAAUUGUUAACUCCGCAGUGUCAAAUGAGUGUGUUGAAGGGAGUGAAGUGAACAGUAAACAUGGCAAUGGGGAAAAAAGGUAAGCUUUUUAACUACAUUGUUGCAGCAGGAACAGAAAUGCACAGAAAGCUUGGCUGUUCAGUCUUCUGGAAUUAGAGAAGCUGGAACAAAGGGAAGUUGGCAGCAGCAUGAGAAAUGCAUGAGCAAUUGGUGAUGAUGCAACAGUGCAAUGAGGUGAUUCAGAAGAGAGGAGUACAGCUAUCUUGUUUACAGAGACAGGGUUCUAACUAGGCCUUUUCAGCAUAUCAAGCUGGUACGCAAUGUUUCCUUACCGCUACGCCUACAAUAUUGCCGACACGCCUAUAAACGUUGCUGCUACGCUAAUAAAAAGACUUGUCAAGCUUGAAAA